Messenger RNA from Pungitius pungitius (ninespine stickleback), 2508 nucleotides. It is a transcript of the gene gsdmeb, whose product is annotated as gasdermin Eb. The coding region runs from base 200 to 1600 and encodes 466 amino acids. Lineage: Eukaryota; Metazoa; Chordata; Actinopteri; Perciformes; Gasterosteidae. Gene Ontology annotation, cellular component: cytoplasm. The transcript has 10 exons. Gene Ontology annotation, biological process: programmed cell death. The record is from RefSeq and is a predicted model, not a curated record.
AAGGAAAGUGGGCGUGUUCCUGACUCACUGAGUCUGCGCGUGGUUUCUCCAAAACAUCCCCACAGGCGACUUGAUCUACUCUAAAAGUCUGGCCACCAUUCAGGUUUGACGUCCGGUUCCUCGCUAAAACAAGGCUUGAAGUGCGUGGCUCUUUUAAUCGGCUUCAUUGUGAACUUCCCGCACUUCGUUCGGCUCGGAGAUGUUCGCCACGGCCACCAGGAACUUCGUGCAGGAGGUGGAUCGGGGGGGUCUGCUGAUCCCGGUGUCCAGCCUGAAUGACACGAUUGCUCUUCUGACGGUGGUGGUGAAACGCAAUCGUUUCUGGCUGUGGCAGAAGGCCAAGUACAUUCCAACCGACUUCACCCUCAAUGACAUACUAGCAGGAGACACACCUAUACAGCCAGGCGUCAUGGAGACAGAUUUCAUCAAAUACGAAGGGACUUUUGGGGACAACAUUCAGGCAACUGUUGACGCAAACUUUGUCAGCGCCAAUGUGAGCCUGGAGGGCAAAGAGUCGUCCAAGCUGCAGUCCUCCUUCGGCAGUUUAAAAAAAGAAGAACUGGAGGUGCAGAAGUUGCUGCGAGACUGCAAAGAGAGGAUCCUGGAUAUGUCCCACGGGCUGAUCCAGCAGACAAAGGAGAAGCCCAGGCGGGUUUUUGGGAUCGUGAAGGAGCGUAUUUUGACCACUCAGCCCUGUUCAGUCAUCGAGGAGGUGCAGCAGGGAGCACAGUUUGCAGGAGGACUGACCCUCUGCGGGCGCAGGUGCACUAAGGUUUCCUUGAAAGAGAACGGGAGCUUGAGUAAAGACAGUAACAUCACCAUGGAGAUUCCCGUCCUCACUCCCAUUGCAUAUUCCCUUAUAGAGCUGGAGAUCAACCACGAUGGGCGCUAUGAGCUGUGUCUGAUGUCAUACACCAGUGGAUUUUUGGAAGUAGACGGCCUCGCGGGGAAAGGACUGGGGAGCGUCGGAGCUGCCGCCUCCGGGAGCAGCCACCUUAGACAAGAGCUGGAGCAACUGAGAGAUCAUUUCCAGGUGCUCGCCUCUCUUCCUGCCACCACGAGGUCUUCUCUACUCCAACAAAUCACACAAGUUAUGGCUGACCGACGGGCCCUGGCCUCGCUGCAGAAUGUGUUGGAACAGAUGUGCAUUGAUAAGACACCUGCCGCGGAGGAUGCCACAACACCAGAGUCCCAAAAGCAGAGCUUCCGAGCCAUUUUGGACCUUUUGGAGCAGCGUGGUCAAGUGGAUUCCAGACCCGCCGUCUCCGCGUUUCACCUUAUCACCAGCGCCAUGGAUGAGAUGACAGACGAUUGUCUUUCUCUUUUGGGAAUGUGCUGUAGCCUCACUGUGCUACCGGCUCUGGAGAUACUGGUGCAGUGUGUAUCGGGGAAGGGGGAGUUGCCCCUGAGCAGCGCAGGCCUGGCCGCCUUGCCGGGAGACGUCUAUGAAGUGACUGAACGUCUGUUUGCCUCCUCCAAUGUGUCUCUGACCACAGAUGGAGGCUCAGUGAAGACCAGAAUAAGCAGCCUGCCAGUUUGCCCUGCUUUGGUCCUCUGCAUUGCUGUCAGAGGUCUCGCCUCGUUGGCCCACCGUGAAUGAACUGAAGACCCCGGAACGGGAGCCAACAACGUCAAACGUUACAGUGGAAUGAUGUAUGAGGGGAACAAGUGGAUCAAGUGCUAUCUAUCAGGAUCUUUUCUUUCUUCUCUCCACUAGGACUAUUUUUUCUGUAGGACAAUUACUGCACAUACAUAUUAUAGUGCUGAAACAAUAAGUUAGUAAAUGUUUUUUUUUUUUAUCCAUGACAAAUGUUGAACAAGUGGAUAAUCCAUUGAUUUAGGUAACUGAUUUUGGAUUUUCAAUGGACCAAACAACCCUUUAAAAGAUGGUCCUGCAGGCUCUAGUAAAGUGUGAGGGACAUUUUCCUCUGAUUUUAUAUGAAAAUGUGUGAUUUUUCACUUUUUUUAAAGAAGGCAAUGAAAUCCUAAAAUGAUUCUUUGACUCCAUUCGUCACUUUUAAGUAAGAGAGAUGUACAAUGUGUGCUACAAGUUAAGACACGCCUUCAAGCCAAUCAAAGGCGAGGAAUUUUCGUUGCAAUGAUAUAGUUAUAUAACUAACUAAAUAGGACACAGUAUACAUGAAAGAGGACGGGUAACGUCAGUGGGCCAGAUCCAUUAAAGUGAACAAAUCUGUUGUUUUCCCUUCAACUGCAAAUUGUUCAAAAAAAUAAUACAAAUACUUUUCUGAUAUUUCAAUGGUGUUUUUAUUCUCUAAAAGUAAAGUUGCUGACAAAAAAACAAAACGACAGGAAAUAUUUUACAUUCAUACGUGUUCCUGCAAUGACAGGUAAGUGGAAAAAAGCAGUCCUUGAAGUUUGUGUUUUAUGUGGGAAGGAAAGGACAUCUGCUUAUCCAAGAUGUUUUAUUGUGGUGGUAAAAGACAGUCAUGUCAUCUCGACUACAUCAUUAGAUAACGUUUGAGGUUUAGGGCCAAAUACAUAAACUUU